Molecule: messenger RNA, 516 nt
Organism: Staurois parvus
Lineage: Eukaryota; Metazoa; Chordata; Amphibia; Anura; Ranidae
Source: the annotation of a GenBank genome assembly
AGUGUCCGGACUGGAAGGGGGGGGGAAAGUGUCCGGACUGGAAGGGGGGGAAGUGUCCGGACUGGAAGGAGGGUGAAAGUGUCCGGACUGGAAGGGGGGGAAAGUGUCCGGACUGGAAGGGGGGAAAGUGUCUGGACUGGAAGGGGGGGAAAGUGUCCGGACUGGAAGGGGGUGAAAGUGUCCGGACUGGAAGGGGGUGAAAGUGUCCGGACUGGAAGGGGGGGAAAGUGUCCGGACUGGAAGGGGGUGAAAGUGUCUGGACUGGAAGGGGGUGAAAGUGUCCGGACUGGAAGGGGGGAAAGUGUCCGGACUGGAAGGGGGGAAAGUGUUUGUUCGGACUGGAAGGGGGGAAAGUGUCCUGGACUGGGGGGGUGAAAGUGUCCGGACUGGAAGGGGGGGAAAGUGUCUGGACUGGAAGGGGGUGAAAGUGUCUGGACAUGAAGUGGUUAAAAGAAUCGGAGAACUGCGGGAAGGUUUGUCAUCGGGCUGAUCCAGGUUGAUGUCGAUCGGAUGCGA